Molecule: messenger RNA, 1903 nt
Organism: Phalaenopsis equestris
Lineage: Eukaryota; Viridiplantae; Streptophyta; Magnoliopsida; Asparagales; Orchidaceae
Product: protein CLT2, chloroplastic
Exons: 10
Coding region: 149-1453 (434 amino acids)
Source: RefSeq, a predicted model, not a curated record
UUUUUUCGUAGUUUGCUUGCACUGUGUAGCGCUAAAAAAACAAUUUGGACUACUUUCAUGGCUGUUGAGCUCUCUCAAGCUGCGAAGAAUCUUUCAAAGGUGGGCGGCAACUUCUGUUGCCAUCCAUAAGCUCGGUGUGGUGCUGUCCAUGGAGCUUCCUUCCUUUAAACUUCGUCCAAUUGCAUCUCCAGCUCCAGUACUUCGCCGAACCUUUACUGUGAAGCCCAUCACCUACUCACUGCUCUCAAGAGCAAGCCGUAGAAACCCUCUUAGAACUUCGCUUACAGUGUACCUCAGAAAAAUGGGUUUUUCUUUUUCUAGGGUUCACGGAGUAAAGAUGUCCAAUGUAUCGGUUAAUUUGAUGAGGCCUCGCUCGUGUCAACCCGUUUUCGCUUCGAAGAAGGAGGCGGAGCUAAAUUCCGGCAUCGCCGAUGCUGGCAUGGUUGCCGCCGCAGCUGUUACGGUGUUUCUUGCUGUGGCGAAUCGAGUUCUCUACAAGCUUGCUCUCGUUCCCAUGAAGCAGUACCCAUUCUUUCUGGCCCAGAUUACAACCUUUGGGUAUGUGGCAGUAUAUUUCUCUAUUCUUCAUGUUAGAUGCAUCUUUGGAAUUGUUACCAGAGAAAUGUUGGCGAUUCCAAAAUUUAGAUUUAUCAUUAUCGGUCUGCUAGAGGCCCUUGGUGUUGCUUGUGGGAUGUCCGCGGGAGCUAUGCUUCCGGGACCUGCCAUACCGAUAUUAUCUCAGACUUUCCUGGUAUGGCAGCUUGUCUUUUCUGUAUUGAUAUUGGGAAGAAGGUACUCAUCAAACCAAAUCCUUGGAUGCUUGGUUGUAACAGCAGGAGUGAUCUUAGCUGUAGCAAGUGGGUCCUUGGAUGACCAAUUGUUGUCUGGAAUAGAUUUGUUAUGGCCAGCUCUAAUGGUUGCUUCUUCUGCAUUUCAAGCUGGUGCAUCCAUUCUCAAGGAAUUUGUCUUCAUUGAUGGUGCAAAGCGCCUUGAGGGAAAGUCUCUUGAUAUAUUUGUAGUUAAUUCAUUCGGGUCUGCAUUCCAGGCUCUUUUUGUGUUUCUUCUUCUUCCUUUUCUGUCCAAAUUGAAAGGAAUUCCUUUCACCAAACUGCCACAUUACCUAAAAAAUGGUGCUGCAUGUUUUUUGAAUAUUGGAGGUAGUAUGUCAGGUUGCGACGGUGCUCCAUUUCUUCCACUGCUUUUCAUACUAACAAACAUGGCUUUCAACAUUUCUUUGCUUAAUCUAGUGAAAAUGUCUUCUGCUCUGCUUUCAUCACUUGCAGCCACUUUAGCAGUGCCUCUUUCAAUCUACAUCCUCUCGCUUCCAUUCCCUUACAUGCCUGAAGGCACAAAUUUGAAUGCAUAUUUCGUCAUCGGAACUGCGAUUCUCGUGUUGGGUUUGACACUUUAUAAUCUUCCCAAACCAGACAACCAGCCCCAUAAAAAUGAUUGAAGAUUUCAUUUAUCCUCCUCAAAUUCCUCCCAGCAAUUGCAGGAUGCCUUCAUCUUUAGCUUUGAGCUGCUGGUUAUGUUGGUUUAUAUUUUUAGAAUGGCGAGUCCCAAUGCCCAAGUCUCAUUCAUUUUGAUUAGAUGUAAAUGUUAACUGUCAGAAAGCCUCAUAUUAGUUUGAUUCUUUGCAUGAUGAUAGGCUAUUUUAGUCCCAGAGUCUAUACAAGUAUUAAUUUAGUCCUAGACUCUUUUAAUCUUCGCCGAGGACUAUUCCAGCCUAAUUUAAAGAUUUGUGUUGAACUUGUAAAUUUAGUGAAAAUGUUAUGAGUAGCAGGUCCCCAUUUGUAAGAUUUUGGGAGAAAUAUCUAAUAAUCCUUUUUAUUAACUUUUUUUGUGUAAUUCAGGAAUGAUUUAGUGUUAUUAUUGUGUAGGAGCUUCGGCUUGGUGCGCAUCA